Messenger RNA from Aspergillus sclerotioniger CBS 115572, 2654 nucleotides. RefSeq lists its product as uncharacterized. NCBI's taxonomy places the organism in Eukaryota, Fungi, Ascomycota, Eurotiomycetes, Eurotiales, Aspergillaceae. Gene Ontology annotation, molecular function: phosphatidylinositol binding. Bases 422 to 2455 code for a protein of 677 amino acids. Gene Ontology annotation, cellular component: late endosome; early endosome; extrinsic component of endosome membrane. Gene Ontology annotation, biological process: early endosome to late endosome transport; endosome to lysosome transport; protein targeting to lysosome. The transcript is spliced from 4 exons. The record is from RefSeq and is a predicted model, not a curated record.
CAGGAUCGCAGUCCAGCCACAAGGGGAUUGGCGUGUCUACUGUAGAAGCCAUUGUCUUGAGUGUCCGGGGGAUGGCGGGGAGAGGGGAAAAGACGGUGAUGACUCGAAAAAGGCGAUGCGGGGAGUUCUUCCAGAUAAGAAAACGGCGUGCCGAUAAGGCUUAUCGGCGGACACGGGCCCCGCGCAGCCCUAAGCCCUACCUUCCGGAUGCGGUAGGGGCAGGAGCGUCAUGCGCGGCAGUCCGUCGCAGUUGCCGCAGCUGGAACUUGCUUCCCAGCUCGCUCGAUGCCCUCUGCCUGAUGGGAAUCUCGUCCUGAGAUUCUUUCUCCCCAUCUGUUCUUUUCCUUUUGGUCUCUUCUGUACAUAGCUCGUAUAACUCUCUACUCUAUUUGUCCCGUCCUGUUUGCUUUCCUGCGAUGAGAUGACCAGCGACCCUCUCCGCCCGGGCCUCCAUCCGCUUUCGCAUCUCAAAGCUGGCCCAACGACCUCCAGCUCCAAAUCGACGGCUGUGCCCUCGUCCCCGACCUCGCAGUCUUUUGCUCAAGUCUCGACGCGCCCGCAACCACUUCGAAAUGCCAGCCGAGAGGAUCCGGUCAAUGCGACGAGCGACAAGGCAACUAUCGCUCUGAUUCGACGCGUCCUCUGUCCCCAGACAGGUAAUCAUGGAGGUGCCUUGACUCCUCAGCCUCCGAAAGAUCUGCUGCCUCCCCUAACGAGCUCGAACGAGGUGGAUCGCCAGCUCUAUGCACUUAUCGCUAUUGUUGUCAAGGAGUUUGUAUUCACCUGGUAUUCAAAGAUCACAUCGGACCAGAUGCUUGUCAGCGAGGUCCUUCAGGUCAUUGCGCAUUGUACCCGUGCCCUUGAGCAGAGGUUGCGCGAGGUCGAUAUUGCACAGCUGUUUCUCGACGAGAUUCCUGCUUUAAUUGAGACACAUAUAACGUCAUAUAGACUAGCGAAGCAGCAGUCUGAGUCGUCCCAGAUCUCUCCCUCACUCCGCGAGCUUUAUCAUGCUCUGAACCCGCACCCAGGCCUUUCGCCGGUUCCUGACCAAUCUGAUGGUCAAGCUAUCGCACAGCAACAAGAAAUCGAAUCGAUAUAUCGACAGCUAUUGGUGCACGGAGCACUGUCAGUUCUACUCCCGACAGAGGACUUGGAAAAUGCCUGCUUACGGACCCUGCUGGGCGAUAUCCUGGCAGAUCUCGUUCUUGGUAAUGCAGUGUCCGGGAAAGUCAGUGAAGGGUGGUUCUUGUGGGAAAGUAUCACGAAGGUGGUCGAGAUGGCAGGGCGCAAGGAUAAAGAGGACAGUGUAGCAACAGCAACAGCAACAGCAACAUCAACGGCAACGGCAACGGCAACGCUGCGUCAGCGAUCGCGACUUCACAAGUACGGUCUCCUUUCUAAAGAAGAACUUUCGAAGGGCCAUUCGUCUCAGGCCCAAGUGCGAGUCCCCGACUGGAUCUGGCAAGUGCUACAAUAUGUUUACAUGAUCUACGUGACCUUACGUUUCAUCGUGACCGGCGUGUUUCGCGUUGCAUCCGCCCCUCCGGUCACCUCGUCCCUGACAUCUUGUGCUCCAACCAGCGACGCAGACGACACCCCCUCCUUGUGCACCACCUCUGGGAAGCGCCCUGUGCUGAACUACCGAUUAUAUGGCAUGGUCUCGCAACUGAUGGAUGUACCUCGGCGAAUGCCCUGGUUGGGGGGCAUGCUCGCACUGAUCCAGUAUCUGAUCCUGGCCGGUCCAGGUAGAUUGGGAGAUACCGAUAGCGUUCUUGAUAGGUUCCUUCACGAGACCAUUCGGGAUUAUGUUCUUACCCCCGCUCUUUUGCCAAACCUGCUUCUUGCGACCCGGGCGGCGCUUUUCCCUUUGAACGCCCGUCCAGCGUCCACGGCGGCAGAUGGUCGCACCGCGGCUUCGGCGCCGCAUCUGUCCGUGCAACCUCCAACGCCGCCUAUAACGAAAGGCCCUGUUAGCGACACCGCUGGCGCAAGUGACGCUUGCAGUAGCGUCUCCUCGCCUGGUCUCUCGGCCACAGCGCCCUUAUCGCCGGACCCGCGGCCUUCCACACCCGACGUCGCUUCUAUCAAGCGACGCUGUGCGGCCAGCAUUCUGUCCCGGGUUCCUCGCCCAAUCGCACGUCGUUUCUUCGGUGUCCCGACUGCUCCUAUCGAACAUCGCCCAGAGCGAUUGGACGGCUCCAGCGAACCUGAAUCGCCAUGGCUGGACUCUCCCCGAGCGCCAUCCACUGUCUCACCCGCAGAUUGCGGCCUAGAAGAGUCGCUCCUACUCGCUGCCAUCGAGGAGGUUCUCGACCUCUUUGCGGACGAUUACUGCAACAAGCAUUUAAUAUAUUCCAUCAUAGAAGUCAUCCUCGUGAAGCUCCUUCCCGAGUUAUCUGAGCGCAGUCUCACUGAGCUAAUGGAGGACAGGGGGGUACCCCUGGCCGCGAAGUGACUCCACCACCAUGCGGGAUCAUAGACGGUGUACGGUGUACGGUGUACGGAGCAAUUCUUCCAUCCUGUUUCCAUGAGCCCCGUACGUACGGAGGUCGAAUUUAAGCCACCCACUUGGUCGAGCACUAGCAGUUGUCCCGGACUACCAUCCAGUGGCAUCUGAUAAUUAAGCGUGGCGACAGAAAAAAAGUCAGACCAAA